Paramecium sonneborni is the source of this 1329-nucleotide messenger RNA. The record is from the annotation of a GenBank genome assembly. Lineage: Eukaryota; Ciliophora; Oligohymenophorea; Peniculida; Parameciidae.
AUGAAUAUUUAAAAUAAAGAAGUUAUUGCCAAAGUUUUUGAUUUCUAUUGUAAACAGCAAUAUGUGCAAGGAUAGCAUGCUACUUUUGAAAGGCAAUAAUAUGAAGCUUCAAUAUUUACAGUUGGAAAAUGGAUGCAUUUUUGUAAAGAUUUCUAAAUUAAAGCAAAAAAUCAUAGAAUUUUAGAACUAUUUAAGAAAUAUGCUAAAAACUAAAAAGAAUUGAAUUAUGAAUCAUUUAUUCAGCUGUUAAAUAUGGUUGCGAUUGAGCAAGGUUAAGAUUAAGAACAAUUUAUCGUAAAUGUAGGUUUAGAUAAUUGGAAACUAUGUUAAUAAAAAAUGAAAUCAUUUUAAAAACCUUUUCAAAUGAGAGAUAAAGAAGAGAGAAUAAAAGAAGUUAAGUAUGAAUAUAAGAUAUUUCAUCCUAAUGUUAAGGAUGAUGAAUAAAUCAAAUAAAUACUGUAACAAAGGAAGGAAUAAAGCGAAUAUUUAAAAUAAUAAGAAAGAGAAAGAAAAGCAUUUUAUAAAUUAUAAUUUGAGCUCAAACACUCAACAAAAUCAUAAUUAAUUUAAAAAUAUCCAAACAUGAUUAAUCUUAUUGAAAAGUUACCAAAUCCAUCUAAACCAACAACAUGUUCUUACAUGAAUAGAUCAAAAAUAAAAUCUUUAAAAGUUUUAGAAUAAAAAAAAUCACAUUUAACAUGGGAAAGUUUAAACAAUUUACCUGUAGCUUCAGAUUUGGUUAAAAACUUAGUUGAUGAUGAAGAGGAUCAUUUUUUAUAAGAAUAUUAAUUAAAUAAUAAAUAAAGUAGUGUAGAUAGGAAUAAAAAUUUACAAAUUUAAUAUGUAGAUAGAGAAAAAAGAUCAAUUUCUAGUUACGAAAAAAAUUAACCAAAAAUUAACUUAAGGUAUGAUUAAAUUCCAAAAACUUAGAAUUAAAAUAGUCAAUAAUUAAUAAUUAUGAAUGAAAAAUAAUGUUUAAAAGUAAAAGCUUUACUUGAAAAUUAAGAUUAAUCAAUAUUAAAAUCAAAUAUUAAACUUGACAUUGAAAAACACUAAGAUUCUCUACAAGCGACAAAGAAAAAGCUUCUUUAACAGCAAUAAUAGUUGAAUUGUUUAAAUUAUUCAGUUGAAUUGAAAAGAGAAAGUUAGAAUUCUUAAAUGUUGAAUGAUUUUUCAUUUUAAAAUGAAAAACAAUAAUCAAAUAAAAUAACUAAUUAAGUGAAAAAAAGAAUAUAAGAAAUACAAGGCAUAUAAGCACUAAAAAAAAAGAGUCUUUUAAAUUCGAUUGUUUCCUACUAGAGGGAAAAAAUAAAAAAAUAAUAAAAGUGA